AUGUUUUCUCAAGGUGCAAUUCCAGGAAGAGUUGAUGCAGAUUAUUAUGAUGCUGAGUUCGAGGAUUUCACAGCAGAUGCUACUCAUCUCGAUACCUGGGUCUUUGACAAAGUGAAGGCCUUCUUCGAAGAAGCAAGGACAAACACCACAUUGAACGAGAUCCUGAGACAAGAUAAGCUGGUUUUCUUCCUACACCUGCUCGGAUUGGACACUACUGGUCACGGAUACAGACCCUAUUCGAAAGAGUACCUCCACAAUAUCAAGGUUGUCGACCAGGGUGUAAAAGAGAUUCACGAUCUUAUCCAGAACUUCUACGAAGACGACAACACUGCUUAUGUCUUUACGGCUGAUCAUGGCAUGAGUGACUGGGGCAGUCAUGGCGACGGCCAUCCUGAUAAUACUCGAACGCCGCUUAUCACAUGGGGUUCUGGUAUCGCUAAGCCUCUCGUAAGACCGGGUCAGAUCGCUCCAGGCCAUGCGGAUAACUUUUCGCACGACUGGGAUCUCCAGCACGUGCAGAGACACGAUGUUGGACAAGCGGACGUUGCCGCUCUUAUGGCUCACUUGGUUGGACUCGAUAUUCCUGUAAAUUCUGUGGGUGAGCUGCCUCUUUCAUACUUGAGUGAGCCUCUUGACCGCAAGGCUCAUGCCGCGCUAGCCAAUGCCAGAGAGGUUCUCGAGAUGUAUGCUGUCAAGGAGGCCGACAAGCAACGAACAGAACUCCGCUACAAGCCAUUUCCAGCAUUUGCCGAAGAAGGGAAAACUGUGGCUGAUCGCUUCCUCCUGAUCGAGACAUCCAUCUCGCAAGGCCAGCACGAAAAAUCAAUAACUAUGUCGAAGGAUCUGCUCCAUGAAGGUCUUCGAGGCCUGCGCUACCUCCAGACAUACGAUUGGUUUUUUCUACGCGUUCUGAUAACGCUUGGGUACCUUGGUUGGAUUGCUUAUGCGACCAGCACCGUCAUUGACAUCCACGUUCUGCACGGUAGCAUUGCCAGCGACAGAUCUUCGCUCUCGCUGGUUGCUUUUUCUUCAAUUCUUGUAUUGCUUUACUCGUCUUUCAUCAUUAGCGAGUCACCUAUUACCUAUUAUGCUUACGCCUUCUUCCCAGUCUUCUUCUGGGAGGAAGUGUGGUCACGUCGAAGAGGACUUCUUGCUGGGCUGAAAAUGCUAUUCGGAAACACCCACCACCGUUCGUCUUAUUUGGUGUUCGGCCUGGAGUCGCUGGCAUUUCUUGUCAUCAAGGUCGAGAACGCCAACACUAUAACCAUGGGCGGUCUUCUAAUGCUAGCGGCUGGGCUUUUCUAUCUGGCCUUUGAGCAAUCGAUUACCGCGAAGUCUCGAUCAGGCAAAGUUGAUGCACGCACGAACUCCUUGUCUCGAACCAUCAUGGGAUUUCAAGCAGGAAUUGUCGGCCUGACCAUUAUCGUUACUCGUUCCAGUGUCGCAUCUUUACAGGCCAAGGAAGGUCUACCACUGGGCAAUCAAAUCGUUGGCUGGCUAUGUCUGUUAGGAUCUCUAAUCUUGCCAUUUAUCCACCGGAUAGCGCCGAACGACCACUACCUACAUCGUCUGAUGGUCAUCUUCCUGAGCUUUUCGCCAUCCUUCGUUCUCUUUACCAUCUCCUACGAAGGCCUGUUUUACUUUGCAUUCUGUAUAACACUUCUUGUUUGGGUACGCCUUGAGCACGCCGUUCAUCUUUACACGACUUCUAUUACUUCCACCAACGGCACGAUAUCUCAGGCCCCGUCUCAGGGAAGCACGAUUGUUUCAGCCGCUCCUUCUAACAUUGAUCUUAUCCCACCUUCCCCAAAGCCCAACAAACAGAAUUUGGUUCAGCCGCGGACGAGAGCUACACGCACUCUGACAACUUCAGACCUUCGUGUAUCACUUUUCUUUCUCUUCCUGCUUCAGUCAGCUUUCUUCAGUACGGGAAAUAUUGCAUCAGUCUCCUCGUUCUCCUUGGAAGCAGUCUAUCGUCUCAUUCCAAUCUUCGAUCCUUUCUCUCAAGGUGCUUUACUCAUUCUCAAGAUUCUCAUUCCUUUUGCAGUCAUAUCUGCCGCUCUCGGUAUCCUCAAUCGACGACUUGGCCUUCAAUCAUCUGCCCUCUUCAUGGUCGUCAUGGCGGUUGGUGAUGUUCUAGUCAUGAACUUCUUCUGGAUGGUGAAAGAUGAGGGAAGUUGGUUGGACAUUGGGACUACAAUCAGUCACUUUGUGAUUGGGAGUCUGCUGAGUGUGUUUGUAGCUGGAUUGGAAGGAGUAAGUGAGCUGCUGAUCUCUGGUGUCGAUGUUGCGGAGACCGUCAUAGAUGACCAGAGUAAAGAUGUGGUCGACACUAGGAAGACCAGCAAUGGCAGCGUGAAGAGCAUGGAGACUAUCAAGCCGGACAAGGAGGAGAGACCCGUAAUCGAUUGA
Lithohypha guttulata is the source of this 2412-nucleotide messenger RNA. It is a transcript of the gene MCD4, whose product is annotated as Glycosyl phosphatidyl inositol anchor synthesis. Gene Ontology annotation, cellular component: endoplasmic reticulum membrane. The record is from RefSeq and is a predicted model, not a curated record. NCBI's taxonomy places the organism in Eukaryota, Fungi, Ascomycota, Eurotiomycetes, Chaetothyriales, Trichomeriaceae. The transcript is spliced from 2 exons. Bases 1 to 2412 code for a protein of 803 amino acids. Gene Ontology annotation, biological process: GPI anchor biosynthetic process. Gene Ontology annotation, molecular function: mannose-ethanolamine phosphotransferase activity.